This is a messenger RNA of Loa loa (African eye worm), 315 nucleotides long. RefSeq lists its product as hypothetical. The transcript is spliced from 2 exons. Bases 1 to 315 code for a protein of 104 amino acids. NCBI's taxonomy places the organism in Eukaryota, Metazoa, Nematoda, Chromadorea, Rhabditida, Onchocercidae. The record is from RefSeq and is a predicted model, not a curated record.
AUGACGGUUGCCCAAGCGCAAGCCGAUGGGAAGUCCGGAGUUUCGAAUGAUACUAAACAGAACAACACCGAAAUCAAAAUCCUAAAAACCACAGAAGGAAUCAGUAAAUCUGUAGAUUCGACAAUUGCCGACAUCGAAAGCAUCCAAAAAAGUACAAAAAAGACUAGUGAAUCUGUUGAUCCUGCGACUACUACCAUUGAAACAGGGCUCCUGAUGCCCAAUGCUCUCCAGAAGUUUCUAAGGCACAAAGUUUAUCAGCAGUUCCUGGAGGGUUUCCAUAGAAGAUUUAAAACUGCAAAAAGUAUGAAGACUUGA